UCAAUCUCCACCCUUCUGCCAUCACCCAUCCCUCUUCUAAUGUUGGUCGCAUCAUACAGACAAUGGGGACAGAGAGCCUUCGAUGAGGGGAAAUCUGUGGGCUUCAUGGGAGCUCUUCACGACGGACAUCUGUCUCUUGUUCAGAGGUCACUGGCCAAAAAUGAGCUCACAGUUCUUUCCAUCUUUGUGAACCCACCCCAGUUUGCCCCGCAUGAAGACCUCGCCACGUACCCUCGCACCUUACCAGGAGACCUGGAGCUCCUUACAGCACAGCAGGUUACUGUGGGCGAGACUGUGAGGAAAGCCUCUGCCAUAUUUCUACCCUCAGUCCAGGACAUGUAUCCAUCUGGUAUAAGCCAAGAUGUUUCAACACAAAAGGGAGCGUUCGUCGAGAUGAAGGGAUACAGACAUCAGAUGGAAGGCGCAAGCAGGCCC
Molecule: messenger RNA, 435 nt
Organism: Suillus bovinus
Lineage: Eukaryota; Fungi; Basidiomycota; Agaricomycetes; Boletales; Suillaceae
Product: Pantoate-beta-alanine ligase
Exons: 2
Biological process (GO): pantothenate biosynthetic process
Molecular function (GO): pantoate-beta-alanine ligase activity
Source: RefSeq, a predicted model, not a curated record